Molecule: messenger RNA, 2782 nt
Organism: Nelumbo nucifera (sacred lotus)
Lineage: Eukaryota; Viridiplantae; Streptophyta; Magnoliopsida; Proteales; Nelumbonaceae
Product: putative galactinol--sucrose galactosyltransferase 1
Source: RefSeq, a predicted model, not a curated record
AGAGUAUUACAAACUGGCCAUCUUAAUAGUGCCGAGAUGCUUUUAACGAACCCUUGACGCACUCCAUGGCAUAGGCUGCAAAGGCAGAGAAACCAGUAGAUAACAAUAUCUGCAACAAAAUUGAAUGACACUGCUGAGUGAUGACAAGAAGAAACAUCUGGAUGGACUCUGACAAAUGUGUUUAUCACUCAAAAAUUGUGGCUCUCUCAAUUUUUCUCUCUCCGUAUAAGAGCUCUCUGAUGCUCACUGCCCACCUUGAUCUCUCCCUGGAAGCUCCUUUUAUAGAGAAGAAAGUGGGAACGUGGUCCCUGAAUUUCAGCAAGAUGAAAGGGGUGGAGUAAUUAGUGGACUGUUGAAUUACUGAGCCACACCAAACGUCAACAAGCCAUGUGAAGUUUACAAGUUUGUUUUGAUUUACAAAAUGACUAGUGGAUCUGGGGUUUCUGUUGUUGAUGGCAAGUUGAUGGUUUUGGGAAACUGCAUUCUGUCUGAUGUUCACGAGAACAUCGUUGUAACUCCUGUCAGUGGUAAUGAAUUCAUUAAUGGAGCUUUUAUUGGCGUUACAUCUGAUCAUAGUGGGAGUCACCGCAUUUUCCCCAUCGGCAAGCUCAAGGGAUUGCGUUUUAUGUGUCUUUUUCGCUUCAAAUUAUGGUGGAUGAUCCAGAGGAUGGGUUCUUCGGGCAAAGAUAUCCCAUUCGAGACGCAAUUUUUGAUUGUUGAAGGACAUAAUGGUUCUUACUUUUGUGAGGAAAGUGAAGAUCAAGUAGCUGAGUCUGCUACGUAUAUUGUUUUCUUACCUAUUUUGGAGGGAGCUUUUAGAGCUGUUCUUCAAGGGAACUCAAAUGACGAAUUGGAGAUAUGUUUGGAAAGUGGAGACCCUGCCAUUGAUGAGUUUGAGGGGAGCCAUUUGGUUUUCGUGGGAAAUGGAUCAGACCCUUUUGAUGUCAUCACAAAUGCUGUAAAGGAAGUUGAGAAGCACCUACAGACAUUUUCUCAUCGUGAAAAGAAGAAGAUGCCAGACAUACUCAACUGGUUUGGCUGGUGUACAUGGGAUGCAUUCUAUACUGAUGUUACUGCAGAGGGAGUGGAGCAAGGGCUAGAAAGUUUAGAGAAAGGUGGGAUUCACCCAAAGUUUGUUAUAGUUGACGAUGGAUGGCAAUCUGUUGGUAUGGAUGCCAAUGGGAUUGAUUCCAAUCUCCCAUAUGCAGCCAAUUUUGCUAACAGGUUAACCCAUAUGAAAGAAAAUCAUAAAUUUCAGAAAAAUGGCAAAGAGGGCCUCAGAGAAGAAGAUCCAGCAAUGGGACUUGCUCAUGUUGUUACUGAGAUCAAAGAGAAACAUGCUUUGAAGUAUGUGUAUGUAUGGCAUGCAAUAACUGGGAAUUGGGGUGGUGUUAUGCCAAAUGUUACUGAAAUGGAAUACUAUGAAUCUAAGAUGAACCAUCCCAUUCCAUCUCCCGGGGUUCAGUGUUGUGAGGUUUUUAACAGCAUUGCUGCAAAUGGUGUUUCUCUUGUAAACCCUGAGAAAAUUUUUAACUUCUAUGAUGACCUUCACUCUUAUCUUGCAUCAUCUGGCAUUGAUGGAGUCAAAGUAGAUGCUCAGAGCAUCCUUGAGACUCUAGGAGUGGGCCAUGGAGGAAGAGUGAAACUAACCAGGAAGUACCAUGAGGCAUUAGAAGCUUCAAUUUCUAAAAACUUUCAUGGUAAUGGAAUCAUAUCCUGCAUGAGUCACAACACUGAUAGUUUGUACAGCUCAAAGCAGGCAGCUGUAAUAAGAGCUUCAGAUGAUUUCUUUCCAAGAGAUCCAGCAUCCCACACAAUUCAUAUUGCAUCUGUCGCCUACAAUUCUAUUUUCCUUGGGGAAUUUAUGCAACCUGAUUGGGAUAUGUUCCAUAGUCUUCACCCCAUGGCUGAAUUCCAUGCAGCAGCUCGUGCUGUUGGAGGAUGUGCUAUUUAUGUCAGUGACAAACCUGGAUACCAUGACUUUAAUCUGCUGAAGAAACUUGUGCUUCCUGACGGGACCACACUGCGAGCAGGACUUCCAGGAAGACCUACAAGAGAUUGCUUAUUUUCAGAUCCUACCAAAGAUGGGAAGAGUCUCAUGAAGAUAUGGAAUCUGAAUGAUUUCUCUGGAGUUAUGGGGGUUUUUAACUGCCAAGGAGCAGCAUGGUGUACAGUUCGAAAGAAGAAUAUGAUCCAUGAUGAAAAAACAAGCUCAAUCACUGGGAUUAUUCGUUCAAAGGAUGUUGACCACAUACAUAAAAUUGCUGAGGAGGGAUGGAGUGGGGAUGCUGUCAUUUAUUCCCACUUAGGUGGAAAAGUGAUUUAUCUUCCAGAGAACGCAUCUUUUUCAAUUACGCUGAAAUCCCACGAGUAUGAAGUUCUUACAGUGGUUCCUGUUAAGGAAUUGUCCAACGGAGCUUAUUUUGCCCCGAUUGGACCAAUCCAGAUGUUCAAUCCUGGAGGAGCCAUCAAAGAGUUGAGAUAUGAACUGAAAAGAAGUUCAGUUAUUGACAUGAAAGUUCGAGGCUGUGGUACAUUUGGAGCCUAUUCAUCUGUUAGACCUAGGAGGAUUACUGUUGAUGCUGAUGAAGUAGAAUUCACAUAUGAUGAAGGGUCUGGUUUUGUGAGCCUUGUCUUGAGAAUUCCCAAGGAAGAGCUAUACCAAUGGAACAUAACUGUAGAGCUAUAAAAUGGCUAUACCAGCUACCCUUUCUGUAAGGAACUAUUUUCUCAGUUAAAAUGCAGAUUUUCUGUUCAACUAAAAAAAUCCACUAUUCGGAUA